AUGACGACCCCAAUGGAGGAACUUAUGAAGAAACUCGAAGAUUUCAUGCUCCAACAAACCCAAAGCACGAGUGAAUUAAAGGCAGCGGUGGAAGCCUUGCAAGCCAAGCAAGCGACACUGGAGGAAGGCUUAUCUACACGAAGCCAUAACAAACCCAAUAACAAAGGGGGCUCGGAAGCUAGUGUGGAGGAAGAGAUAGGGUUGGAGUCAUUCGAUGACCCAGCAGAGCAAAGUCAAGGAAGAGGCAAAGGGACAGGAUUCGGCUUCGGCAGUGCUCCAGACGGUAAGGGACCGACAGCCACCACAGUGGUGGGCCGGGGGAAAGGUCCUGCUGGGGGACAACCAGUCGGAUCAGGUCGGUUCAUCAGGAAGACUAAUGAUUCUUGGCGUACCGAACAACCACAACCGUUCAAGCAUAGUUAG
Molecule: messenger RNA, 423 nt
Organism: Lactuca virosa
Lineage: Eukaryota; Viridiplantae; Streptophyta; Magnoliopsida; Asterales; Asteraceae
Source: the annotation of a GenBank genome assembly